Messenger RNA from Neocloeon triangulifer, 1063 nucleotides. It is a transcript of the gene Chrac-16, whose product is annotated as chromatin accessibility complex protein 1. Gene Ontology annotation, molecular function: protein heterodimerization activity. The transcript has 4 exons. Lineage: Eukaryota; Metazoa; Arthropoda; Insecta; Ephemeroptera; Baetidae. Bases 107 to 496 code for a protein of 129 amino acids. The record is from RefSeq and is a predicted model, not a curated record. Gene Ontology annotation, cellular component: nucleus; CHRAC.
AGAGCCGCCAAGCAGGUUGUUUUGUUGUUGUUGUUCCCGGCUUUUACAUUUUCCUCUAAAUUCGACGUAAAAAGCGAUUGUUCCCAAUAGACAAAGCGCUCUCAGGAUGGCGUUAAAUAACUCAAAACAAGCUGCUGCCAAGUCUGGGCUCCAGCUGCCCAUAUCUCGGAUAAGGACCAUAAUGAAAAGUUCUCCUGAUGUUGAAAGUAUAGGACAGGAUUCUCUGUUUCUAAUUACUAAAGCAACGGAGCUAUUUAUCCAAUCUCUUGCUCAGCGAGCUUAUGAAGAUUCUAAAAGGAUGAAUAAUUUGGGCUACAAGCAUGUUGCCAAUGUGGUUCAAACUGAAGAAGAAUAUGAUUUUCUCAAAGAAAUACUACCAAGAAAGGUGUUGGUGAAAGACAUUUCCAAAUAUUUGAACAAGGGUGAGGAGGAGGACGAAGAAAAGUGUGAAGACGAAGAACAAGAAGAAAGUGGCGACGAGGAGGAAGAGGGAUAAAAAUAAGAGGACACUAGGUUUUCUCCUUUCCACAUUUUGUCUUGAUUCAGAACCUCUAGUUUGCCAGGUAGGUUGCCUGGCAAAUUCCUUAAAUCAGAUAAUAGUUAAAUAAUUAUUCGGCAAAUUAUGAAAAAAAUCUAUUAAAAUCCUGGACGUCUUUGUUAUUAGUUGCGCUACACAAAUGAAUACAUACAGUAAAACAAUCAAGGAUGAGUGGAAAUUCUGCUCAUCUUAUUUCAAAUAUUACAGAUGUACAGAAUGAACCUUUUACCAUCUUCAUAAUAAUUAAUUUUAAUUCCAAGUGUACAAUGAAUUACAAAUAGCCUAAUUUAUAAAUUUUAAUGUUUUUAUUGCACAAAGUGCACUUAAUGUUAAUAUUAUAAUGUAGAUGUGACAUGAUUGAAAAAUUCCAUUUCCAAUAUCUUAAUUUAUUUUAAAAAACUGUCAGAUUCUUAAUUUUUACCGAUAAAAAUAAUUUACAAUUUUCAUUGAAUAAUGAAUUGGUCAUUAUUUCAAGAAACAUAACAUGCACGAAAUAAAAUCUCAAUCUUUUUACUUUUCAGUAAU